AGCUGGGGGAGGCGCUCCGGGAUACUGAGGGCGGAGGGCGGUGGCAGCGCUGGCGCUGGGGACCGGCGUGGUGGCUUCGGGAAACAGUUUGGCGCCGGCGGCCGUCCGUGUUACUCCGCAUCCCGCCCCGUCUCGGCACGGCUAGCAGCCCGGUGGCCACCAGCGUCCAGCAAUGUGUCUCACCGGCCGGGCGUAGCAGCUGCGCGUGCGCGGAACCGCCGGGCCAUGAGCGAAGCCGGCGGCCGGGGCUGUGGGUCCCCGAUCCCCCAGCGAGCGCGAUGGAGCCUAGUGGCGGCGACGGCCGCGUUCUGCCUGGUGUCGGCCACCUCCGUGUGGACGGCGGGGGCCGAGCCCAUGAGUAGGGAGGAGAAACAGAAACUUGGGAAUCAAGUACUGGAAAUGUUUGAUCAUGCUUAUGGUAACUAUAUGGAACAUGCUUACCCUGCUGAUGAACUCAUGCCUUUAACCUGUAGAGGUCGAGUUAGAGGCCAAGAGCCAAGUCGCGGUGACGUUGAUGAUGCCUUGGGAAAAUUUUCUCUGACACUGAUUGAUUCUUUGGACACCCUUGUGGUAUUAAAUAAAACUAAAGAAUUUGAAGAUGCAGUGAGAAAAGUUUUAAGAGAUGUUAAUUUAGAUAACGAUGUAGUCGUAUCAGUCUUUGAAACAAACAUCAGAGUUCUUGGGGGUCUUUUGGGUGGGCACUCCCUGGCGAUCAUGCUGAAAGAAAAAGGUGAAUAUAUGCAGUGGUACAAUGAUGAACUUCUCCAAAUGGCAAAGCAGUUAGGUUACAAACUUUUACCGGCUUUCAACACUACCAGUGGCCUUCCUUAUCCAAGAAUUAAUUUAAAGUUUGGCAUCAGAAAACCAGAAGCUCGGACAGGAACUGAGACAGAUACCUGUACAGCUUGUGCAGGUACCUUGAUCCUUGAAUUUGCUGCUUUAAGUCGAUUCACAGGAGCAACAAUAUUUGAGGAAUAUGCCAGAAAAGCUCUCGAUUUUCUCUGGGAAAAAAGACAGCGAAGUAGUAAUUUAGUGGGCGUGACUAUAAAUAUUCAUACUGGAGAUUGGGUACGAAAAGAUAGUGGAGUUGGAGCAGGGAUUGAUUCAUAUUAUGAAUAUCUGUUGAAAGCCUAUGUCUUGCUUGGAGAUGACAGUUUUCUGGAAAGAUUUAACACACACUAUGAUGCCAUAAUGAGGUAUAUUAGCCAGCCACCUCUUCUACUUGAUGUGCAUAUCCACAAACCAAUGCUGAAUGCUCGGACUUGGAUGGAUGCUUUGCUUGCCUUCUUCCCAGGCUUGCAGGUGUUAAAGGGGGAUAUUAGACCUGCUAUUGAAACUCAUGAAAUGUUAUAUCAGGUGAUUAAAAAACACAAUUUUCUACCAGAGGCAUUUACCACAGAUUUCAGAGUACACUGGGCUCAACAUCCUUUAAGGCCAGAAUUUGCAGAAAGUACCUACUUCUUAUAUAAAGCUACAGGAGAUCCUUACUACCUUGAAGUAGGGAAGACACUUAUUGAAAAUUUAAAUAAAUAUGCUAGAGUGCCUUGCGGAUUUGCUGCCAUGAAGGAUGUUCGUACUGGAAGUCAUGAGGACAGAAUGGAUUCUUUCUUCUUGGCUGAAAUGUUUAAAUAUCUUUACCUGUUAUUUGCUGAUAAAGAAGACAUUAUUUUUGACAUAGAAGAUUACAUCUUUACAACAGAAGCUCAUCUGUUACCUCUUUGGCUCUCUACUACAAAUCAAAGCAUCUCUAAAAAGAACACAACCUCGGAAUAUACAGAACUGGAUGACAGUAACUUUGAUUGGACUUGUCCAAAUACUCAGAUCCUCUUCCCUAAUGACCCAUUGUAUGCUCAAAGUAUUCGUGAGCCCUUGAAAAAUGUGGUGGAUAAGAGCUGUCCUAGAGGCAUCAUCAGAGUCAGAGAGGAGAGUUUCAGGAGUGGAGCUAAACCCCCUCUGAGAGCCAGAGAUUUCAUGGCCACUAACCCUGAGCAUUUAGAAAUCCUGAAGAAGAUGGGGGCUGCUAGUUCAAUUGACGCUGAAGAUGGGUUGAGGUUCAUGCAGGAGAUGAUUGAAUUGUCAAGUCAGCAACAAAAAGAACAGCAGCUGCCUCCACGGGCUGUACAAAUUGUUUCCCACCCAUUUUUUGGCAGGGUAGUAUUGACUGCUGGACCAGCUCAGUUUGGGCUGGAUCUGUCUAAACAUAAAGAGACAAGAGGAUUUGUUGCAAGCAGUAAACCAUACAAUGGUUGUUCAGAGCUUACUAACCCAGAGGCAGUGAUGGGAAAAAUCGCAUUGAUACAAAGAGGACAGUGCAUGUUUGCAGAAAAGGCACGCAACAUCCAGAAUGCUGGAGCCAUUGGUGGCAUUGUUAUUGAUGACAAUGAGGGGAGCAGCAGUGAUACUGCCCCUCUGUUCCAGAUGGCAGGUGAUGGAAAGGAUACGGAUGACAUCAAGAUCCCCAUGCUGUUCUUAUUCAGCAAAGAAGGAAGUAUCAUACUGGAUGCCAUCCGGGAAUAUGAGGAGGUAGAAGUGCUCCUUUCUGAUAAAGCAAAAGAUCGAGAUCCUGAAAUGGAAAAUGAAGAACAACCAUCCUCUGAAAAUGAUUCUCAGAAUCAGAGUGGUGAACAGAUUUCAUCAAGUUCUCAGGAGGUUGAUUUGGUUGAUCAAGAGUCUUCUGAGGAAAAUUCUCUAAACUCUCACCCAGAAUCAUUAUCUCUAGCAAAUAUGGACAAUGCUGCAAGCAUUUCCCCUUCUGAACAGACUUCUAAUCCCACAGAAAACCAUGAGACUACAAAUCUUAAUGGUGAAUGUACAGAUUUAGAUAACCAGCUUCAAGAACAAUCAGAAACUGAGGAAGAUUCCAAUCCUAAUGUUAGCUGGGGUAAAAAGGUCCAGCCUAUAGACUCCAUAUUAGCAGACUGGAAUGAAGAUAUAGAAGCAUUUGAAAUGAUGGAGAAGGAUGAGCUAUGACUUGCUAAACAAUCUGUUGGUAGGUAUUUAAAAAGAAAAGGUAAACUGUGUGUGGUUAAUAGACACCCUAAUACUAAGCAGGCUUUCUAAUGGGAGGCUUUAAGUAUGGUGAUGAACAACCACGUUCUGACUGGCGUAGUUAUCGUAGGAAUCUGGAGCAUGCUGUGUUAGAAUUGACCUUGUUUAAAACUGUCCCAUCAAAAAUGGAAAUCCACAGUUCCCCCUUCAAAUGCAGCACUGCACCACCCUGCAACACCUCAGGCCAGGGAAAGAUUACUGAGCAUUCCUGCGAACCAGAUUUCUGUAGUCUCUGGAUAGACAAGAAACAAAAUUCAUUUAGUAGUGGAGUGGGGAAUAGGAGUUUGGAUAGCCUUCUAAUUAAAGGAAGCUCGCCUUUCUUGGUUUGGGGGUUAGGGGCUCUUUUGGGAAGAUGCAUCCGAGUAUUGUGGCAUUCUGAUUAUGCUGCCUUCACAAAACACUCUAAGUGACCUAAGUGGUUAUGAAGCAAAUGCAUUUAUGGUGAAAACAGUCUUUGCUCAUCGCUUUCUCUUGUUUCAUUUAGUGACAAAUGAUCAAGAUGACUUGAUUUUUUUUCCUUCUUAACAAUGUCUUUUUUAUUUAAACCAAAGGUGAAGCCAGUGUACUUUCUCAGUGAGUUCUCUGCAUAAAGACUAAUCAGUGGGACCAGGUAAAAAGGUCAUAUAAUACAUUGUGGAGAUUGCUUACUUAAUACUUCUGAAAAAUGGAGUAAGGGAGAAACUAUAAUGUUGCAAUAUGAACCUCCCAUUGGGCCUUCCAUAGGGAAAGCUGUGACUACUCUGAAAUGGAACCUAGCAUUAUAUCCUUGUAGGGUAGAUUAUAAAUCGUUUCCAGUUCAUUUCUCUUAGAGGUGAUUACCUCUAGCCAUCAGCCUUACUCCAUCCCAUGUUUGGUAUGCAAUUUGAGCCACAAGGCUCAUAUCGCCAACAGCUAUAUACAUUUUGUUCCAUUUUUCUGUCUUACAGAGCCAUGAUAAAACUGUGGUUAGUGAUUUAAAAUUCCUGGAGUAACUACUGUUUUUCUCCUUUGAAACUUAGGUUUCUAAAGUUGCACCUAAGGAGUCUGUCACAUUUUCUGUUGAAUCAUGGUUUUUGUUUUUGUUUUUAACAGAUAUUCCUUCUGAUACAGACUUGAAAAUUAGUCUAUGGUGACCUGUGUUUAAAAAAAAAAAAGUACAAUACAAGUACAUAUAGCUAUAUAGCUUAAUGAGAACUCCCCCCCCCCUUUUUUUUUUUUUGGUUGUUGUUGUUGUUGUUGUUGUUGUAGUAGUAGUCUGGUGCUGGCCACAUUUAAGUCUUAAAAAUUUUUAAAUUUUGUUGUUGAUGUCUGUAGACAGCCCUGUAGUUGAAAUCAUGGCUUUAUUCAUUUUAUUUAUUUUUUAAACUUGCCUGAAUUAGUUCUAAAGGAAUAUUUAAGAGACGUAAUUUUCUUCUCUUUACCAUAACAUUACACAAAACUUUUUCCUAAAACACGGUUGUGAGGUACUGAUGAGCUAUAAGUGGAGCUGUUAAAAACAGCAGUGCUGUAUUGUAGUUUUGUAUAUUCGUGUACAGUAUGUUUAGAUCCCAGGUAAAUAUAUUCUUUUCUGAGAGGAUAAAUACCUGCAUUCAGAUAUUCCAGGUAAAUAUAAUUGAGUCAGGGAGUAGUAAAUCUGAUGGAGAAUUCACUUUGGGGAGGGGGAAAAAGAAUAGUAUGCAAGACCGUUAUUGGCUUUUAAUUAACCAAAAUGGACAUUUUUAGUCUCUCUGCAUGUGAGAUUUGGUGUAACAAGAUAGAACUAUAAUAUAUAUAUAGUAUACGGAAGGAUAGAUAUAGUGCUUUGUUCAUUUUAAUUGCAAAGCUACCGAAAUAGCUGAAGCUUAAUUACUUGACUUGCCUUGAUUUAUAGGACUGGGGCUUGAAGAAAAUGAGCAGAUGUUCCUCUAAGACAUUGAUUACAGAAGCCUUAUAUACAUGGAUUUGAUUUUGUAUUUGUAGCUGAAAGUCAUUGUUGUCUAAAACUAACUUUUCUAAGUUAUCAAAACAACCUAAUUUCUUUUCCAACAAGGAGAACUUAAUGGCAUGAAGGAUUGUGUGACACAUUGGAAAAGCCAGCUUACUGCCACUCUCUUCCUUUGGCCAUUAGAGGGAGGUGUUGCCUUUCAUUGACACUUAGAAGCAAAUUUUUCACUUGUUUAGAAAAGUAAAUCCUUAAAAAAAGAAAAGGAAAAAAUUUAACCAAUUUUUCUUAAUACCCAGAAGGAAUUAUACUCAAUAUUUCCCUAGUUAAGAAAAGAGGAUAUAAUGUUCGUCUAAAAAACUCCAACGUUGUAAUCAACUCUACAUUCAUUUACUUACUUGACAUACUGCCACAAAGUAGUUUUUGAGUUCAUUAAAAAUUCCAAAGGCAUUAGUUGUUUUUUUUUUUUUUUUUAGUGUUUGGUUUUUUAGUUAACUUCUAUAGACAUUUUAGUAACUUGCUAAAGAUUCAGGGGAUUCUAUGAAACCCCGAAUUUAGAAACAUCUGGUCUACCUCAGUUAAAUGUUGACUGCUUAGAAAUAUAGCCGAAGUGAUCACCACAGCCAUAAAAUUGUUUAAGAAAGAUUUAUGUAAUGUUUACAAAUCUGGAAUCAAGUAAGGAUUUUAGCUGAAAGUUAAGAGAUAUUAGAGCAAGUAUUUAAUUCAGGUAUUUUUAAGUUUUAAAACUUAACCUGUUUACCUACUAAAAAUAGCUAGAGUUUUUUUCUGCAUAUAAAAGUUCAAUUGAAAUGAUAUGCCCUUAUUUGCAAUACUUUUCCCAUAAAGUUUUAAGUGUGAAAGAAUUGUAAUUUACUAGAUAUGUUUGGUAUGGGAUAUUUUGUUAGGCAAGUUUUCUUGUUUCUUCUUAAAUUGCAAUAGGCUUCCAAAAAGAGUAUAAUUGUUUCAGAACAAAUUAACUCUUGGCAUUAUAUGUCUCCCUUUUUCUUUACAGUAUUAGUAAAAUGAAAAAUUGUACACUUUCUGAUUUUAACUUCACUAAUGUAAUUACUCUCUCAAGAAGCUUUUAAAAUUUAAAUUACCAUCACACAACCUUUUUAUAGUAAAGCCAACAUUUGUUCUCUCACCAAACCCCAUGCCAAAUUCAUCAUGAAGAGAGCUCAGCAUAAGUAAUUCAAAUACUGCUUAUAAUUUUAGAGGGGGGUAGAAUUUAGUAAAUAUUCCAGCCGGUCGUUUUAUGCACAAGGCUUCAGUCAGAACAUAGAAAAAAAAAAACAUUCUGUGAAUGAAAUAUUGUAUGUUCAGAUUUUAUAAAAGACAUUUUUAAAAGCCCGAUUUACAGCCGUAUAUUUUCUUAUGAUGUAAUUUAUGAAAAAGAUGUCUGUACUAACAGGUGCUGUAACACUACUGUUGUUGGAUUUUAUUGUUUGGUGAUAAAUGUAUACAAUAUUUCUAAGGGAAACUAUGUACUGUGAUGUAAAAGUCUGGGCAAAAUGUAUAUAAUCCUGUAUAUAAUUGUGUAUUUGAUUAUAAUUACUGAUUGUAAAGAUUUAAUAAAAUAUGUAAAUAUUCCA
Messenger RNA from Pongo pygmaeus (Bornean orangutan), 6540 nucleotides. It is a transcript of the gene EDEM3, whose product is annotated as ER degradation enhancing alpha-mannosidase like protein 3. Gene Ontology annotation, biological process: mannose trimming involved in glycoprotein ERAD pathway; carbohydrate metabolic process; endoplasmic reticulum mannose trimming. Lineage: Eukaryota; Metazoa; Chordata; Mammalia; Primates; Hominidae. Gene Ontology annotation, molecular function: mannosyl-oligosaccharide 1,2-alpha-mannosidase activity; calcium ion binding. The record is from RefSeq and is a predicted model, not a curated record. Bases 226 to 2970 code for a protein of 914 amino acids. The transcript has 20 exons. Gene Ontology annotation, cellular component: membrane; endoplasmic reticulum.